Messenger RNA from Daktulosphaira vitifoliae (grape phylloxera), 1262 nucleotides. Its product is annotated as probable serine/threonine-protein kinase DDB_G0283337. The transcript is spliced from 7 exons. Lineage: Eukaryota; Metazoa; Arthropoda; Insecta; Hemiptera; Phylloxeridae. The record is from RefSeq and is a predicted model, not a curated record. Bases 140 to 1177 code for a protein of 345 amino acids.
UCAAUGUUAUUAAAAAUUAAAAAUUAAAUAGACAAUUUUGAUGAAAUAAUUGACUAUUGUGAAAAUAAUUGAGUAUUAUUUGCACCAAAUAACAUUUGAACACAUCAUUUUAAAGUAUCUGUUACCAAAAAAAAUUCCAAUGAAUGACAAUUAUACAGCAAUUGCUUCAAAAAACACUGAACUAGAUGUCUUUAAUGAAUCGAGUGAAUUUAUUUCCAAAGUUGAUGACCUAUCAGAAAAUAGAAGAUUUUUAAAAGAAUUGUCAUUGUAUUUAACACCCAAAAUGAUUCCAUCAAUGAAUAAUAAACAUAUUGCUACAAAAAUCAUUGAAUUUGAUGAAUCAUCAGAAAGUCAACAGUCAACUUCUAGCGGUUUAACAUACUUAUCAUUAGACGAAGAAAAAACAUUUGAUCCAGAAAAAAAUGACAAUAAUUCCUCGUUUUUAUAUUGUUCGUUAUGCUGUACAUAUUUUGAAAAUCAAAGUAUUGAAAGUCACAAUCAUUCAGUUGAACAUAGAGUGCUAUCACAAUUAGUUCAGUCAUUAAGUCCAUCAAAAGACACGUUAAUUUAUCAACUUAUGUUCUCGAAUAUUUUCCAUCAUAGUUUAGCAACAACUUCUGUAAAUGAAAGAAAAAUGUUUAAUUUAAAUAAAUUAAAAAACUUCAUCAUUGAUAUACAUAAAGAAAGUAAAAAAUGCAUUGAAAUACUUAAUUGCGCAGAAAGUCAAAGGCAUAUCAGUAUAUGCGAAGAAAAUAACUUCAAUAAUAACCCAAAUUAUAAUUUGUCUUCUAAUUUAAGUAAUAUUAAUUCAAAUGACAAUAAUUGUAUGGAUUUAGAGUCAAAAAAAAUAUCAUCUAAAUAUUUAACAGUACCAAAAAUAUUUUUAGAUGUAUCUACUAAUACUGAUGAAUUUAAUAUGGACCAUAAUCAAAGUUUAGAAUACAAAUCAUCAAAUAAAAAUUCUGAUAAAAAGAAACAAGAAGACUUUCAAAUCCAUUCAAACACUGUAGGUGAUACAAAAUUAUUUAAUUCAUUUUCAGAAUCAAUUUUUGAUCAAGACAACAUAUAUGGACAAAGUGUUGCAGAAAGACUUAAUAUUAUAAGUUCUAUAUCUUUAAAAAGAGAAAUUAAACUUGAAAUUGAUCGUUUAUUCCUCUUAAAAACUAAAAAAAAUUAAAGUAACUUGAUUUAUUAUCGUUUUUUAAACUAUUUAAAAUUUUUAGUCAAAUAAUGUAACUUAUUCUGAGUUGCAAUAUAUUUAA